AUGGCGAACAUGGUUUCAAUCAUAAUUGGGGUUGUGAUUGCUGUAUAUGGAGAGACCAAAAUGCCCAAGAGCAAAAAGAAGCAAACACAACAGCAGCAGGAAACAAGUAGAUGCAGGUUUCUGGGUGUUCGACGGAGACCUUGGGGAAGAUAUACAGCAGAAACAAGAGACCCUUCAACCAAAGAGAGGAAUUGGCUGGGCACCUUUGACACCGUAGAAGAGGCCGUUCUCGCCUAUGAUAAAGCCGCCCGCUCCAUGCGUGACUCUCGAGCUCGCACUAAUUUCAUCUACUCCGAGUCUUCGACAUGCCACUUGGUUCUUCCGUCACCUACAUCAUCUCCCCGGACGACGUUGAAUCCCCUUAAUUGGGUGUUGUGGCGACUCGGUCGGAUUUUAAUAUCGAUUUUGUGA
Messenger RNA from Cornus florida, 411 nucleotides. Its product is annotated as ethylene-responsive transcription factor LEP-like. The record is from RefSeq and is a predicted model, not a curated record. The coding region runs from base 1 to 411 and encodes 136 amino acids. Lineage: Eukaryota; Viridiplantae; Streptophyta; Magnoliopsida; Cornales; Cornaceae. Gene Ontology annotation, molecular function: DNA binding; DNA-binding transcription factor activity. Gene Ontology annotation, biological process: regulation of DNA-templated transcription. The transcript has 2 exons.